AUGAAUAUGAUAGCUGAAUUAGUAUUGACGGUAGUCUAUGUUAUAGCAACAGCACUGAUACCGCUUGUGAGCUUAAGCCUUGUCAAGGGAUGUUCUUGGACAUGGUCAUGGACCUCAUGCUCAUGGACAUGGUCGAGUUCAUGGCGCCUACCGUUUCCGACUCUCUCCCUUCAUGAUUCUGCUCUGGGAAGACUGCUCUCUUGCUUCAAUAGCCACAGAAAGAGAAUAAUAUCGGAGUUAGUCAGCGACACUUAUCCUUCUUCUGAUCAGGAACAAGAACCUAGUGAGUUGAAUGAAGAAGAUUUGAGAGUAUUGAUUUCUCAUAUUGAGGAGACUGAUGGCGGUCCACCUUGGAAACUCAUGAUGGAGCAGUCUAUUCCUUCAUUGACAUACAAAGCUUGGUACCGUGAUCCACCGACAGGCCCCCCUCAGUACCGUACUAGAACAGUUUUUGAAAACGUAUCACCGGAGAUAUUGAGGGAUUUCUUCUGGGAUGAUGAAUUUAGACCCAGGUGGGAUAAGAUGCUCAUUCACUCCAAGGUUCUAAGCACUUGCCUCCAAACUGGUACCAUGAUUGUCCAUUGGAUUAGGAAGCUACCACUCUUCUGCAGUGCUCGAGAAUAUAUCAUCAUCCGUCGCAUUUGGGAGUCUGCAACAGGAUAUUAUUGUGUAACAAAGGGAACACCAUAUCCAUCUCUACCAAGGCUAAGAAGACCGAAACGAGUAGAUGUGUAUCAUUCAAGUUGGUGUAUAAGGCCAGUGAAAUCCAGGAAUGCAGAUCAGCAAACAGGAUCAGAAGUGCUUCUGUUUCACUAUGAAGACAUAGGUCUUCCAAAAGAGGUUGUCAAAAUGGGCGUCAGGGCAGGAAUGUGGAACAUGGUAAAGAAACUACAUCUGGGAGUUCAGAUCUACAAUAUGGAAAAGGCAAAUGAUGAAUCCCCUUCAUACUAUGCAAUUAUGGCACACAUUACAACAAAGCUUCCGGCUUCACCAUCGACAAUCAUGUAUCACAUUCCUCAAGUUGAAGCGGAUGAAAAUGCAUGCCAGAACCAAAACCCAGAAGCACAAGCAAUAGAGAGUUCAUAG
Molecule: messenger RNA, 1086 nt
Organism: Fragaria vesca subsp. vesca
Lineage: Eukaryota; Viridiplantae; Streptophyta; Magnoliopsida; Rosales; Rosaceae
Product: stAR-related lipid transfer protein 7, mitochondrial-like
Exons: 5
Coding region: 1-1086 (361 amino acids)
Molecular function (GO): lipid binding
Source: RefSeq, a predicted model, not a curated record